This is a messenger RNA of Periconia digitata, 929 nucleotides long. The record is from the annotation of a GenBank genome assembly. Lineage: Eukaryota; Fungi; Ascomycota; Dothideomycetes; Pleosporales; Periconiaceae.
GUAAUCGCCAGUUUUUUUUUCUUCGUUUCCUUGGUUAUUAUAACUACAUCGCUCUAUAAGAACGCCAUGACCAACCGAUCAAUCGCAACACCGAAGAAUCCGAGAAUCACACAUAGAGUACCCAUAAUGCUACUCCGCCUUACCUUCAUCUCCUCCACAGAAACACUAGCAUUAUCUAUCGACCUUCCAGAUCCAGUAUCCCGGACAUGGCCGUGUGUAGGUAGUCACAGCGGAGAUAAACAAACAGCAUGGGGCGAGUCUGCGCUUUUGCGGCGUACGUUACCUUUUAUACCAUUUAAAUUUAAAGUGGAGCUGCAAAACGGUCCAGACUUUUCCCUUUUUUUUUUCUUUCUUGCUUCUCUUUGUUGUUGGGUUUUUGCCGACGAUAGGUAGGUAGGUAGGUGAAUCUACCUGCCAAGAUGUCUUGUUUUGUUGUCCCGGGGCCCGCUGUGGGGGAGGGAACCCUGGCAAAGCAAAGCUUUCUUCAUUACUCUUGAACAAAAGAAAAAACCUAAAUCUGCUUGGGCUAUCUCGCAAAAAAAGUUGUUAAAGGACAAACAAAAUGCUUUUGUGACCGCUUAAGUUUUGUUGUCCCUCGUUCCCCCGCGCUCGCACGCACAGCAGCGGGGAUGAUGCGAGGUAGUUCUUGUUUCCAACCGUUCUUUUGUGUUUUUAUAUUCGGUGGCGCUCAUGCACGCUCAACGCAACCGGAACACAGACAUUCCUGUACCUCCCUCUUCUCGUAUUCAAUCAAUCCAACGGAUGAUAUCAAGGAUUCACUUCCUGCGAUGAUGCCUGCCCGCCUGCCACAUGUUGAGAAUGUGACCUCGCUGCUGCGUUCGCUUAUGUACAUAUGUACCUAACCCCCCUCGCUUUCCCUAUUGAAUGGAGUAACUGCCUGCCUACCUACCUAUAUGUACAUAAGCACC